This is a messenger RNA of Eimeria mitis, 1677 nucleotides long. RefSeq lists its product as uncharacterized. The record is from RefSeq and is a predicted model, not a curated record. Lineage: Eukaryota; Apicomplexa; Conoidasida; Eucoccidiorida; Eimeriidae. The transcript is spliced from 2 exons. The coding region runs from base 1 to 1677 and encodes 558 amino acids.
AUGGAUGAACAAACACACACACCAACCCGUGCACCCACGCACAGCCAGCAGCAGCUUCCUACAGCUGACGCAACAGGUAGACAGCCGGCAGUGUACGCUGUACCGGUAAAUAUCGGGGGAUCAGCAGCAGCAGCAACAUCUCCACCAGCAGCAGCAGCAGCAGCAGCAGCAGCAGCAGCGGGCAGGCAUGUUGCUGGGGCUCCACAGCGGCAGCUGCAGCUGCGGCUAGCUACCCUUCCUCGUGGUGCUGCGCAGCUCGUGCUGCCGCCUUCCAUCUUCUCUCAGGCUCGUCAUCCGGCGGGUGUACAGGUACACCCGCUGCUGUCAGCCGCUGGGUUCAACCUGCAGCAGCAGCAGCAGCAGCAGCAGCAGCAACAGCAGCAGCAGCAGCAGCAACAGCAAGCAAAAACCAGGCCUCCUCUUCCUCCUCUUAUCGUUGCAUCCAGCAGUGCUGCUGCAGCACAAGCCCUGCGGAUUCAGACGAGUAACGCAGCACCAAAGGCCUGCAGCAGCGCCAGCUAUCCUGCCUGGCAGCAGCAGCAGCAGCAGCAGCGACAGCAGCAGCAGCAGCAGCCGCAGCAGCAGCAACAGCGGGGGCCCCCCCUGCAAGGCUACUACUACCUGGGUGCACCGCGAGUCGUCCCCAGCACGGGCCGUGCAGCUGCAGUGCCAGCAGCAGCAGCAGCAGCAGCAGCAGCAGCACUACCAGCAGCACGAGCAGCAGCAGCAGCUCCAGCACCAGCAUCAACAGCAGCUGGAGCAACGCCAGCAACAGCAGCAGCAGCACCAACGUCAGCAGCAGCAGCAUCAACACGAGCAGCAGCAGCACCACCACUACCACCAGCAGGAUCACCAGCAGCAGCAACUGCUGCUGCUGCUGCUGCUGCAGCAGCAGCGAGGCCUGCAAAAUUAAUUUCUUCUACAAGAGCUGCUGGCAUCCCCCUGCGGCUGGCAGCGGUCCCGUUGCUGCCGCGCUCAGCAUCUGCUGCUCAGAUCCAGCAGCAGCAGCAGCAGCAGCAACAGCAGCAGCAGCAGCAGCAGCAGCAGCAGCAGCAGCAGCAGGUGUUGUUGCAGAGAAGGGGGCUGCAGCAUGCACCUGUGUUUGUCUAUCAACGAAGCGACAGCAGCCUGGGAUCUCUCAGCAGCUGCCAAGACACCCCACCAGUUGCUGCUCCUCUGUUUGCUGCAGCAGCAACGCAUGCACGCUCUGCUGCUGCUACUGCUGCUGCUGCUGCUGCUGCAGCAGCAGCAGCAGCAGCAUCAGAAGCAGACAGCGAUGACUUUCUAGUCUCUUCUGCUGCUGAUACCCAAAGAACUUUCAUAGAAGGAGAAACAGCAGCAGCAGCAGCAGCAGCAGCAGCAGCAGCAACUUCUUCUUGCUGCGGCAUCACCCUGCAGCCUCUAAGCAUUUCUCAACUCUUCUUUUCUUCUCCUUCUCCUUCUCCUUCUCUUUCUUUUUCUUUGUAUGAGCCGCUAGACGAUGCCAGCAGUGUUAUAUCUCAGCUGCAUGCAGCAGAAGCAGCAGCAGCAGCAAUGGUGUUAGCAGCAAAAGAAAAAGCAGCAAAGCUGCGGCAGCAAGCUGCAGCAGAUGCUGCAGCAGAAGGAAAACUGCUGCAGCAAGAUAUGCAAAAAAAAUUAGAUGCUAUCGAGCAAACUGUCAGUACAAAUAUAAAAUAA